UACCCGUGAGAGCUUUCUGGAAUCAUAUGACCUGCCGCUCAUUCCAAAGAUAUUAGAGUGCCCGAAAGAGCGCUCCCGCUUUACCGCAACGUUACUCUCGCUCCGUUCCAAACCCUUCUCCCAGUACCGCGCCGCGCACAGUAAAACAAGGUAGUCUUCGGAGGAUGUACUACAACACCGCAGCCCGUCUGAAAUAACUUGGAUAUUGAUACAAGCGAUAUAUCGCUUUGGUUUUUAAAAGGACAUUAGGGUUUUAAAGGAUACCGACUUAGCGGAAAUGCCAGAGGAAAAAGUGUUCCACCAGCAGGCUGUCCCCAGCCCUCUGGAGCAGAAGAAGCAAGGAGGAGGGGGAGGAGGAGGAGGAGGAGGAGGGGGGGGGUCCAUCCCCUGUCAGAACUGUGGCAAGGCCUGCAAGGGAGAGGUGCUCCGCGUCCAGAACAAACACUUCCACAUCAAGUGCUUCGUCUGCAAAGUGUGUGGCUCGGACCUGGCCCAGGGCGGCUUCUUCGUGCGCCAGGGGGAGUACAUCUGCACGCUGGACUACCAGCGCCUGUACGGCACGCGCUGCUUCAGCUGCGACACCUUCAUCGAGGGCGAGGUGGUGUCGGCCCUGGGCAAGACCUACCAUCCACGCUGCUUCGUCUGCGCCUCCUGCAAACAGCCGUUCCCUGCUGGAGAUAGAGUGACGUUCAAUGGGAAGGAGUGCAUCUGCCAGACAUGUACACAGCCACUAGCUGCUGACAGCCCUGCCCCCAUACAGGCUGUGCACAACUGCUGUGGCUGUGGGAAGGAGUUUAAGAACGAACAGUCUCUGGUGGCCCUGGACAAGCACUGGCACUUGGGCUGCUUCAAGUGCCAGGUGUGCAACAAGGUGCUCAACGCAGAGUACAUCAGCAAGGAUGGGAUCCCCUACUGUGAGGUGGAUUACCACGCCAUGUAUGGGAUCCAGUGUGAGAGCUGCAAGAAGUACAUCACCGGGAAAGUUCUGGAGGCUGGAGAGAAGCACUAUCACCCCACUUGUGCCCGCUGUGCCAGGUGUGAGCAGAUGUUUGGUGAGGGAGAGGAGAUGUACCUGCAAGGUAAUUCUAUCUGGCACCCUCCCUGCAGACAGGCAGCCAGACAGGAGGAGAAGUCCAAGGUGACCAGGACCUCGUCCGAGAGCAUCACCUCCGCGCCCGCCUCCAGUGCUUCUGGCUCCCCCAGUCGAGUCAUCUACGCCAAGCUGGGCGAGGAGAUGCUGGACUACAAGGACCUGGCUGCUCUUCCCAAGAUCAAGGCCAUCUACAACAUCGACAGGCCGGACAUGCUGUCGUACUCCCCAUAUGUCAGCUACACCACCGAGGAGAGACAGUACGGGGAGUCCCCCCAUCUGCUCUCUCCUACUCCAACAGAGGGUGAUGGGGAGAAGUCGCCUCGUCAGCGAAGGCCAUCCAGCCCCAGCUCCAACAGCUCCCUGGGGGGGUACGGACGGUACACCCCCUCCCGCUCCCCCCAGAACUACAGCAGGCCAGGGCCUGAGAUGUACCCGAGCGGGCGUUUCAUUGGCCAGGCUCGAGACUCCAGCUCCCUCCCCCUUCCCCCAAACUUUGUGGGGGGGCCCAAGUACCCCUCAGCUUGGGCUAGGGACUCCUGCUCCCUGCCUAUGUACAACUCUUCCCCCAUACCACCAGGGGGUAAAUAUUCCCCCAUACCACCAGGGGGUAAAUAUUCCCCCAUACCACCAGGGGAUAAAUAUUCCCCCAUACCACCAGGGGGUAAAUAUUCCCCCACACCACCAGGGGGUAAAUAUUCCCCCACACCACCAGGAGGUACAUCUUCCCCCAUACCACCAGGGGGUACAGCUUCCCCCACACCACCAGGGGGCAGCGGAGGCAUGUCCUUGCCCCUCAACCCUACCACUCUGGCCUUGCUCCAACAGCACAACUACAUCCCUUACUUCCGAGGCCUCAAAGAGGACCCCCUUCCUGAGUCUAAACCUAGGACCUCCCUGCAUCUCACUUUGCCUCCUCAUGGUAACGCACAAGACGGCAGUGAAAGUGGUCGGAGCACCCCCAGUCUCUCCACGUAUUCCGACGGCAAAUCCCCCUGCUCCGCCUCUUAUGUGGCUGCCCCCAGGCACUUCCACGUACCAGAGACUAAGGUCAAAGAAAAUAUCUAUAGAAAACCCCCCAUCUUCAAACAGCAUGCUUCCAGAACAUCCUGGCAGGAUGGCGAUGAGGUAAAGAUGAGGACCAGCUGGAUGAUCCUGAAGAAUGAGAUCGACGGUCACCCGGACGAGCUGGACCCGCGCAAGUCCACCUGCAGCCUGCCCACCGACGCCUCCCUGCCCAAUUUCCCAUACAGUAAAUCUGCUUCCCUGCCCGGUUAUGGAAGAAAUGGCAUAUACAAGGGUGCUAAUACGGCAGAGGAGGAGCCAGACGCUGACUCUCACAGCUGGGGGGGGAUGAAAGAGUACAAGAUCUAUCCCUAUGAGGUGUUGGCUGUGACCCACAGAGUGAGAAUCAAGCUGCCAAGAGAUGUGGACCGCACCAGGCUGGAGAGACACCUUUCUCCUGAAGACUUCCGCCGUGUGUUCGGGAUGACCCUGGAGCAGUUUGACCGCCUCGCCCUCUGGAAGAAGAACGACAUGAAGAAGCAGGCGCGCCUUUUUUAAAGCCGAGCGACUCUGUCCAGGCGAGGGGGGGGGGGGGGGGAGGGAGGGAAACCACGACAACACAUCCCGACGGCACCCGUCCGGUUUGCAACGAGGGAAAGAAGAAGAAAAAAAAAAAACAUCCUAUCCGACAACAUCUAUAUAUGCACCGCCGUCCGUACUGUACGCCUGCAAUACUCUCAUCUGCCUGAGCGCACGAAGGGGGCGCUCUCGCGCGGACCUUCCCGCCACGUCGCUGAGGCCCCGCGCCGUCACCCCUCGGGCUUUCGUCUGCGAUGUGACCUGAAUGUUUACUUUGAUGCCCUGAGGAGGACGAGCCGGUAGCAUCUGCAUGGUCCGUGCCCCUGCUCCUCUCCUCCUUGUGCGCGAUGUCUGCAUCCCCCCCCCCUCUCUGCCUCCCUCCCUCGCUCCCUCUUUCUCCACGGGAGAGAUACCACAGCUCUUUGCUAAUUCUCCUACGGGGGGGGGGGGGGGGGGGGGGGGGGUCUCUCGCCGUGUUUUUUCCACCGCGUGCACCUGUUACCGUGUCCGUCUCGAAUCGGAACUGUCGUAUCUUGCUGUUUUUAUCUGGUUUUCGCUCUUUCUCUCUCUCUCUCUCUCUCUCUCUCUCUCUCUCUCUCUCUCUCUUGCUGUUUGUCACAUCUUAGGGUCUCUCUUUUACUCUCCUUUCCCCCCCCCCUUUUCCCGCCCUCACUUUGCUAGCUCCUAAACGGCCGACUAUAAACUCAUAACCGUGCUAUCUGUGCAACCGAUCCCUGUUACAGCAAGACGAGGCCAAAGACAUGGAUAGUAAACUACUGUUAGAGCUUUUUUUCAACUGCUCUCACCAUUAAGAAACCAUAAAGCACCUUACCAUAUACUUUAGCAGUUUCUUUCUUUCUUUUGGGUUUUCUUUCUGUAUUGCUUGGUUUUAAACUGUCCUAGAGCUCUUCUGAGAAUGUGAAGUUAUGAGGAAACGUUUUAUUUUUGUUUUUUUGGAUGGUAUUUCGAAGCCCAUGACUCGAUGAUUACAGUGGUCCCAUGUCUAAUACCAGCCACUCGUAAAUCAGUCCAGAUAAGAGGGCCAUGCGAGAGCUAUGAAUCAUGGGAAACGUCCUUAAUGGACCACAGCAGAGACCCAUAGCAGAUAUAUGGAGGAGUCAGGUUCUUCCUAGUCAUGUUGUCAAACACACCAAUGCCAGACUAAUUCACUGACAUUGGCUCACACAUCAAUAACCCAAAUUAUUUUUCUAAUCUAUUUUUGACUCCUGGAAUGAUGGUUGUGAAAUGUAUUUUCUGUCUGGAGAGGAACCAUAGGCCAUGUCUGCUUUUUCAAAAUACCACGCUGAUUCUGUUGAGCGUUCAUUGCUACACUGUAACACAGUCCUAGAACAGCACUCAAGCCUGUCUAGUGAAGUCUCGCUUGAUGAAAAGAUAGCAUUGUCCUAUAACUUAUCUGACAAUUAGUCCUAUAUAUGUUUGUUGUUUGUGUAUGGUAUGGCCUAAAAAGUACCACAUGUACAAUUGAAACACGUUAGCUUUGCCUAAUAUUUGGAAAUUGAACCAGUGACUUUCACAGCCAACAUAUAAAGAACAUGUUAACAUACAGGUUAUCUUCAUUUUGUGUCAGAGUUGAUCAUACAAGCCAAGGUUUACAUCUCUCUUCCAUCAUGCAUGACGAUAGGCAAGUGUGGCUGUCAGUUGAUUUGGUUAUGGACAUUUACGUUUGUCUAAUCAUUCUCUCAAUUUGGUUAUUUACAGAACCCAGCAUUCUUCAAACUCAUAUUUUCAUCAUAUUGGUAUGAAGCACAUGAUUGAGUGGCUUAUGUUUGCUGUUUAUUUAUUGAAAUAUUAAGGAUGUUGGUGAAGUGUAACACUAGUGACAAACAGAUAGUGGCAACAUGUAUUCUAAAUGAAAAAAACUCUUACUCAAACAUAUCAAUAUCUACUUGACCUGAAUAAAUCAAUUUUGUUUUAGCUCCUUCUGGAAGUAACACACUAACUAAACGCUCAUGUCAUCGUCUGAUUUCCAAUGUCCAGCGGCUAUUAAAAAGUGCUUUAAUCAAACAGUGGAGUCCACAAUGUAUCAAAAUGCUUGAGUGUGCCAUUGAAUGUGAUCAGCAAGAUGUUGCAAUUGAAUUGUAAUCAUGUCUACUUAUUAACUUAUAAUUUAUAUUUUUCCGUUUGACUAGAACAGUGAGGUGUGUGAGAAUGUGUGUAUGCGAGCUACUUUAAAAGCCCAAUCUAGUGAUGGAAAUGACCUUUUGCUAUCGUGCUCGACCCAAAAGCACAUUACUGUUGCAAUGUUGUUGCACUGUUGAGAAGAGGUUGAUGUCAUGUUAAGAAACUAGGGUUUUCCUGUAGCAGAGGAAUAAGGGUUGGAUCUGACGGUGUUAUUUAAACAGCUGUGGAAACAGUGGAGUUGAAUCCAGAGAGAGUUGAAACCACAGACUCCCGGAAUCCAGAUCCAGAAUCAGCUUGCCUUUCCUCCAAUGUAACCCUAUCCGCCAGGGGGUGAAAACACAAAACUGACCUGAGAUCAGAUGAUAGAGAUGACUGGUCAAUCGUCUUCCUCUCCAGUGUAGGUCGGACAAGAUCAUCUGAGCUCCGAAAAACCAGUGCCAGCCCAGAUCCCCUUUCAUCUCUUCGAUAAACAGACAUUUCACACAGUCAGAUAACAGCAUCAGGGCUCACACGCAUCGAAAGGCCACAGUGUGGUAUUACAGAAGGGUUCAUGUUAUCCUGUAACUAAGCCUUUGCUUUUGUUUUUGCUUCCUUUUAUUUCCUUUUGCUUCACUGGUUUGCAAGAGAAACUGAUGUCCAUCUUUAAAUAAAUGUUUCAUUCAAAAUGG
Molecule: messenger RNA, 5484 nt
Organism: Osmerus eperlanus (European smelt)
Lineage: Eukaryota; Metazoa; Chordata; Actinopteri; Osmeriformes; Osmeridae
Gene: ablim2
Product: actin binding LIM protein family, member 2
Exons: 23
Coding region: 278-2653 (791 amino acids)
Biological process (GO): lamellipodium assembly; cytoskeleton organization
Cellular component (GO): actin cytoskeleton
Molecular function (GO): actin filament binding
Source: RefSeq, a predicted model, not a curated record